CGCCCUCCCGGGCCGCAUUCCUCCCCGCCCCCGGCCGCGCGCCCACGCGCUCCCUCCGCCUCCCGGCCCCCAGCGCCGCGGAGCCCGGCUCUGGGGUGGGGGAGCCGUGGCCGCCGGCGCCUGCUCCGUCCCCUCCCACUCGCACGGCCCCUUCCUCCCUCCUCUCCCGGCCGCUCGCAUUUCCUGCCGCUCUGGCUCUCCCGGCCCCUCAAAGUUCUUUCCAACUUUUUCUCCGCGGAGUGAGCGCAGCGGACGCAGACUCGGGGGCAGGUUGCUGUGCUCCUCCGGGCUCAGCCGCCUGCUCUCCUGGCUCAGGUCCUCGGGGAGCCCUAGACAGACAUCAAGUGGCCACUGGCGCUGUUUCCCCUCCCAGCUGAGCCAUCCUCCCUGGCCUCCUCGGGCGGGACAGCCCCGUGCUUAGGUUUUUCUCCUUUUCUCCCCCGGUGCGCCUCUGCUCGGACUCUCGCGUCGGGAUCGUGGCGGAAACCUCCCUCCCCUUUCGCCUUCUGCGGCUCCUUCCCUUCGCCCCUCCUCCGCCAGUCACUGGAAUCAAUUCCGUGGGGAAUCGGGGCUCCGCCGCCGCGAAGGACAGCCUUUCCGCGCGGGACUCCGGGGCGCCACGGGGGCCAUGUAAGCAGCUAUCUUCCAGAGGGCCACACUGGGCAUGGACACCCUUUUCCCUGCCUGGAGGAGCACAGGUGAUAGUGUAAUUUUCCAGUCACGAAACUGCUAAGGCCAUCUCAGGGGCGUGUGCGCCAGGAUAGGAGGGCGGCGUCCGAGGACCACAUAGCCAUGCCUUUUGGUCUGAAGCUCCGCCGGACACGGCGCUACAACGUCCUGAGCAAGAACUGCUUUGUCACACGGAUUCGCCUGCUGGACAGCAAUGUUAUUGAGUGCACGCUGUCGGUGGAAAGCACAGGGCAAGAAUGCCUGGAGGCUGUGGCCCAGAGGCUGGAGCUGCGAGAGACGCACUACUUUGGCCUUUGGUUUCUCAGCAAGAGCCAGCAAGCACGAUGGGUGGAGCUGGAGAAACCUCUGAAGAAACAUCUGGACAAAUUCGCUAAUGAGCCUUUGCUUUUCUUUGGAGUCAUGUUCUAUGUGCCAAAUGUGUCAUGGCUUCAGCAAGAGGCCACAAGAUAUCAGUAUUACCUGCAAGUCAAAAAAGAUGUGCUUGAAGGGCGAUUACGAUGUACGUUGGACCAGGUGAUUCGGCUAGCCGGCCUAGCUGUGCAAGCUGAUUUUGGGGACUAUAAUCAGUUUGAUUCUCAAGAUUUCCUCAGAGAGUAUGUGCUAUUUCCUAUGGAUUUGGCCCUGGAAGAGGCUGUUCUGGAGGAGCUGACCCAGAAGGUAGCCCAAGAACACAAAGCCCACAGUGGAAUCCUGCCAGCAGAAGCUGAACUGAUGUACAUCAAUGAAGUUGAACGUUUGGAUGGAUUUGGACAGGAAAUCUUCCCUGUAAAGGACAAUCAUGGGAACUGUGUACACCUUGGCAUUUUCUUUAUGGGGAUUUUCGUGAGGAACAGAAUUGGAAGACAAGCGGUAAUAUACAGGUGGAAUGACAUGGGGAAUAUCACUCAUAACAAGUCGACCAUUCUAGUGGAGCUCAUCAACAAAGAAGAGACUGCCCUCUUUCACACGGAUGAUAUCGAAAAUGCCAAGUAUAUUUCUCGGUUGUUUGCCACACGACACAAGUUUUACAAACAAAAUAAAAUCUGCACUGAACAGUCAAAUUCUCCACCCCCCAUCAGACGCCAGCCCACCUGGAGCCGGUCCUCUCUGCCCAGGCAGCAGCCGUACAUCCUGCCUCCCGUUCACGUCCAGUGCGGUGAGCACUACUCGGAAACGCACACCUCGCAAGACAGCAUUUUUCAUGGGAAUGAAGAAGCCUUGUAUUGCAACUCUCACAACAGCCUGGACUUAAAUUAUUUAAAUGGCACUGUCACCAAUGGCAGCGUGUGUAGCGUUCACAGCGUCAACUCCCUCAACUGCUCGCAAAGUUUCAUCCAGGCCUCCCCUGUAUCCUCCAACCUCAGUAUCCCUGGGAGUGACAUCAUGCGGGCCGACUACAUCCCGAGCCACCGGCACAGCGCGAUCAUCGUGCCCUCGUACAGGCCAACCCCCGAUUAUGAGACAGUCAUGCGCCAGAUGAAGAGGGGGAUCCUGCAUACAGACAGCCAGAGCCAGUCUCUGAGAAACCUCAACAUCAUCAACACCCAUGCCUACAACCAGCCAGAGGAUCUGGUGUACAGCCAACCGGAGAUGCGGGAGAGGCACCCCUACACUGUCCCUUAUGGGCCACAGGGGGUCUACAGCAACAAACUUGUCAGUCCAUCUGACCAGAGGAACCCAAAGAAUAAUGUGGUACCAAGCAAGCCGGGGGCAAGCGCCAUCUCGCACACGGUGAGCACCCCAGAGCUGGCCAACAUGCAGCUGCAGGGCAGCCAUAACUACAGCACGGCCCACAUGCUUAAGAACUAUCUCUUCAGGCCACCGCCCCCCUACCCACGGCCACGACCUGCCACCAGCACCCCAGACCUGGCCAGCCACCGCCACAAGUACGUCAGCGGCAGCAGCCCGGACCUGGUGACCCGGAAGGUGCAGCUCUCGGUGAAGACCUUCCAAGAGGACAGCUCUCCGGUGGUUCAUCAGUCUCUCCAGGAGGUGAGCGAGCCCCUCACGGCCACCAAGCACCACGGCACGGUGAACAAGCGCCACAGCCUGGAGGUGAUGAACAGCAUGGUGCGGGGCAUGGAGGCCAUGACGCUCAAGUCGCUCCACCUCCCCAUGGCUCGCCGCAACACGCUCCGGGAGCAGGGACCGCCCGAGGAGGGGUCAGGCAGCCACGAGGUCCCCCAGCUCCCUCAGUAUCACCACAAGAAGACCUUCUCUGAUGCCACUAUGCUGAUCCACAGCAGCGAGAGCGAGGAGGAGGAGGAGGAGGCUCCAGAAUCGGUGCCCCAGAUCCCCAUGCUCCGGGAGAAGAUGGAGUACAGUGCCCAGCUGCAGGCGGCCCUGGCCCGCAUCCCCAACAAGCCCCCGCCUGAGUACCCCGGCCCAAGGAAGAGUGUGAGCAAUGGGGCUCUGAGGCAGGACCAAGCCAGCCUUCCUCCCGCCAUGGCCAGAGCCAGGGUGCUGAGGCAUGGGCCAGCCAAGGCCAUCAGCGUGUCUCGGACUGACCCGCCGGCUGUCAACGGGGCCUCUCUCGGCCCAUCCAUCUCGGAACCCGACCUGACUAGUGUGAAGGAGCGGGUCAAAAAAGAGCCCGUGAAGGAGAGACCUGUGUCUGAAAUGUUUUCCCUGGAAGACAGCAUUAUAGAGAGAGAGAUGAUGAUCAGGAAUCUAGAGAAGCAGAAGAUGGCAGGCCUGGAGGCACAGAAGAGGCCGCUGAUGUUGGCAGCAUUGAACGGGCUCUCGGUGGCUCGAGUCUCAGGGCGGGAAGAGAAUCGAGUUGAUGCCACCCGGGUUCCCAUGGAUGAGAGGUUCAGAACCCUGAAGAAGAAACUAGAAGAGGGAAUGGUGUUCACAGAAUAUGAGCAAAUUCCAAAGAAAAAGGCGAAUGGCAUUUUCAGCACAGCAGCUCUGCCAGAAAACGCCGAGCGCAGCCGAAUCCGUGAAGUUGUCCCCUAUGAGGAGAAUCGAGUAGAGCUGAUACCAACCAAAGAAAAUAACACAGGAUACAUUAACGCCUCCCACAUCAAGGUGGUGGUUGGCGGGGCAGAAUGGCACUACAUAGCCACCCAGGGGCCUCUGCCACACACGUGCCACGACUUCUGGCAGAUGGUGUGGGAGCAGGGAGUGAAUGUGAUUGCCAUGGUCACUGCAGAGGAGGAGGGUGGGCGAACCAAAAGCCACCGAUACUGGCCCAAACUGGGUUCAAAGCACAGCUCAGCCACCUAUGGCAAGUUCAAGGUCACCACGAAGUUUCGAACGGAUUCUGUUUGCUAUGCAACCACGGGCUUGAAGGUCAAGCACCUUUUGUCUGGGCAAGAAAGGACAGUGUGGCAUUUACAAUAUACUGACUGGCCAGAUCACGGCUGUCCAGAGGAUGUCCAAGGAUUUUUAUCCUACUUGGAGGAGAUCCAGUCGGUCCGUCGCCAUACCAACAGCAUGCUGGAAGGCACCAAGAACCGGCACCCGCCCAUCGUGGUCCACUGUAGUGCUGGGGUGGGAAGGACCGGCGUGCUCAUUCUUUCUGAGCUGAUGAUCUACUGCUUGGAGCAUAACGAAAAGGUGGAAGUGCCCAUGAUGCUGAGGCUCCUCAGGGAGCAGAGGAUGUUCAUGAUCCAGACUAUCGCUCAGUACAAGUUUGUCUACCAAGUCCUCAUCCAGUUCCUCCAAAACUCCAGACUCAUUUAAUCACCCCAAUCCAGCUCCUGGAGGAGGGACCCAGCUCCAUCGUGCUGGAGGAGAGUCACCUCCAGACAACAUCUGCUCCCCCAACAGGGGUGCAGGUGGCUGGCAGCAAACAGGCUCUCUGAAGACAGUAGCCAAGAUUAUUCACACAUACCAUGUAUUAUUUUAUAUGAGAUAAUUUAUUUUUUUCCCCUUUGGAAUAACUUUUGUGAAUUAUUAUAAUGCAGUUUCCCUAGUAAUAUAGUACUUUUCAUUUGAACCACAUCUUGACUGAUCUGUAUUGUAAUAUAUGUCAGCAGGUAAGGUUGCCUGCUGGAUCAUUUUGAGGACAGAGGCAUGAGGGAGCACAUCUCUUGUGAAGUUGCAGCCAGAUUUGUAACCAACCCUGAAAUUCAUCAGCUUAAUUCAUUUAUCAGCUUGAUUCAUUCAUCAUUCAUUGCUUAUAUCCAAAGCAAAGACGGUAAGAAAAUGAAUUCAUCCUGAAAUAUAAAGAAAAGGGUCUGAAGGAACAAACACGAUUCUCUUAUAUUUUGGGGCUCAUGAGCCUUGAUAGACAGUUGCCUCUCGUCUUCAUUUCCACCCCUCAUCCUCAGUAGUCUCCUCUCCUCCACACCCCACCCCAACUCCCCCCCGCCCAAGCUUGAGUUAAAGACAGAAGAGCUAAAGACAGUGCUGCCUUUACAGUGCAGUAAUUGCCAUCUUUGGGGCCGAAAGACAAGCUCUGUGUUGUGCUUUUCUUGACCACCCCUUAUUCUGGGCUCUGGAGCUUGUGUUCCCUGCUGGCGACUGUACCUUGGGUAUUUGUUGCUACCUCUCCCGCUUGCUCAGUAGGACCCUGUCUGGUGGCAUUGAGGCUCUGGACCAGGCCAUCUGUGCAGUUAAGGCUCUACCCUGAUUGAGAGAGGAUAGCAGACCUAGAAAGAGAAAGGAGUUGGGCAGGGCCUUUGAGGAUUGUGUUUUUCAGGCAGGGCCUUGUUGAUCAUUGUUUUUUAUUUAAAUAAGAUGUGUGUGCUGGACAGAGACCUAAAAGUUGAGGUCACUAAGUCAUUGGAAAGGCCAUCAAGGAAACAGAUGGGGAAGCUGAUUUAUGGGAGCUGUAUGGCAUUUAGCUACAUAACAGGGGUCCUGGCCAGGAAACACAUCAAAUGUGACUCCCACUGUGCUGGUAUCAUCUUCAGGCUUUGGUCUGCAAGAUCAGAAUUAAUCCGACUCGGGACCCCAUAGUCCAAACUUGGGGCCACUUGAUGAACGAUGGUAGAAUUGUCAUUGGCAAAGCCCUGUGCUUCUUUCCUUUUCUUCAUAAAAUCCACUCUGGUCAGUUAUCUUCACUUUGAAGCCCAGUUCUUAGUUUCUUCCUGUGGCUUCAUUGGUCAGUGUCCUUCUGAAUUUCCAAGGUUGGUACACAAUAAAUCAUGUUUUGUACUUUUUUCCUCUUACUGCAUUUUGGGGGAUUUAUCACUCUAUGUCUGCCUUUUCUUGAGUACAGCUUUGAUAUGCACCUGUUGUUACGUGGUGAUGGGAAGUCACAGGACGUGCUCUUUCUAGUUAAUUUGAUGCCACAUCUUCCUUGUCUUUUCAGCUUGGGAAAAAGGCGGCAGUGGAGGAAGGCAUGGAAUGCCCACAGUGGUCAGUUCAAAGAACAAACAUGUGCAAUUAAAAAACUGUAGUCAGCCAGGCACGGUGGUUCACACCUGUAAUCCCAGCACUUUGAAAGGCCAAGGCGGGCAGAUUGCUUGAGCUAAGGAGUUUGAGACCAGCCUGAGCAACAUGAUGAAACCCCGUCUCUACAAAAAGUACAAAAAUUAGCCAGGCGUGGUGGUAUGCCCUGGUCGUCCCAGCUGCUCAGGAGGCUGAGGCGGGAGGAUCACCUGAUUCUAAGAAUUCGAGACUGCAGUGAGCCGUGAUCUUGCCACUGCAGUCCAGGCUGGGCUACGGAGAGACCCUGCCUCCAAAAACAAAAAAGGAAAAAAGGCUGUCAAGAAAAACUAGAUGUAGGAGAAAGGAAAAUUUGAUUGCAGUUUUUUUUCUUAGAAUUGACUGCUGUGAGAGUUCCAUAUGCCUUUCUUCAUUGCUGCUUUUGUCCCCCCUGAGCUAAAAAGAUGGAGUGACAUCAAAUCAACCAGAAAAAGUAUGCCUUUGUGACAUCCCAUCACCACAUGCCAAGAGGUGUAUAUUCCCCAUUAAGUUCUUCGGAAUAGGAAUCCUCUGUUUCAACCUGGCCGGGUGUUGUGGUGGCUGUACUCUAGUUAGACUCAGAACAUCUGGGGAUGGAGGGCUUCCCCUCUGUCUUCUACUUCAAGGUCUGAAGACUCAGUGAAGGAGUAUAAUCUGCUGAUCUUUGUAGAUUCUGGAGUUUUGUUGUAUGUCCUGGAAAGAAAACCAUUAGUAUUACAUGUAUUUUCAGUGAACAGAGCUUAUAACCCUUAUUAUAAGAAGCUCAUCAAUAAGCAAAAAGAUACUUGUUUCCUUUCCUUGGAGGUUUUUCCAUCCUUGGGAUAUUCUACUGUUAGGGAUGUUUUAGCAAGUGGUCUCAGUUACUGGUUUAUUGCAUGAUGAACAACAUCAGUAUUUAUCUUUUAUCUCUAAGCCCCAAGGUGGGCACUGUUAGAAUAUGUCUCAUGUGGACAGCAUAUAGAUCUGGUGUGUCUUUGAGGUCGUCGGAGUUCAUGGGCUUCCUUGAAAUUCAUCCACUGUCCCUGCCGUAUGCUACGGGAAUAUUCAUUAGUGUACAAAAUGCAGGGAGGAAGUAGGUUUAAUAUUCAACUUUCUAGCCAAAGUUUAUAUUGAAACCCAAAAGAAAACAUUUAAGAGUUGUUCCACAUAUUUCACUUUUAAAAACAAAUGCCUUUGGUUCUUUAGCACAUUUUGCAUUCCUUUUCACAUCUCCAGUAAAUGCCAACAUAUCUCCUGUUAAAUUAGCAGCAGCCAUUUAAAGUCCUUUCGGUGGCAUCUGCGUAAUAAUUGCCCAGAGAUGCUUUAUAUCUGGGAAGCAAGCCAAGGAAUAAACCUUGAAGCAAAGUGUAUUAAAUUAGUUAUCUAGUUAGAGCUUUUGGAAUGAUUUCCUGAUGAUGUAUCAAGUCUGAAGCUGGAGCUGUCAGUGUCUAUUGCUGCAGUUUGGAUUUGAAGGGAGAAAAUUUAAAAUGGAGGAAAAAAAAGUUACCAUCUCACAACAAAGCCAUCAGACAUUUUCCAGCCGCUGUUUUCGAGGUUUUCCAAUUGAACUGUUUGGUUUCUUUCAUCCACACUCAUUUGGAUACAUUGACCCGAGGUAUUCAUCCUUGUUUACUGUGGUCCCUGAAUCAUGGGGGCUGAAUUUGAUGUCUUCAUCCCUGAGAUGAGCCUGCUGGCUUAGCUGAGGAAUGUCCUGCUGAGGUUUCUUUGGUUUCCUUGGGUUCUAAGGAUAUACUAGAUAUACCAUCUUUUAGCAAGAGUCUCUGGUAGCAUUUACAGAUAGCAUAGACAUUGGUAUGCACUUCUUUCCCCAGAUAGGAAGUAAAGGAGGAUUUAGUUGCAUGAAAAAAGGAUGUUAAACAUUGAUUACAUAGGAGUAAAGAUGAAUGAGCUGCUCUAUUCAGUCGGAGCUAAACAAUAAGAUCAGGGAAGGUAAAAACACCUAUAUGGAAUAUUUUGAAUCGUAAGCUUUUGAGGAGCUUAAAUUGAGAGAAUUUUACUUUUAAUUUUGUAGAUUGAAAAGAGGAACCACUUUUUAAAAUUAUAGCCAAACUGCCAUUGUUUUCCUAAGGGUCACUUGGCUAUCUCUGGCCCCCUCUUUCAUUAGCCUGAAGAGAGGGUCUUUGUAGACUGCUGAGGGUGGGCCUUGUAGGACUUGACCACGGCUUACACCUACUUAACCUUAUCCUGCUUUCUUUCAGCUUGUGCUUUUCAGUUAUAAACUCCAGUGGGUACAGCAGGCUGGCCUUUUCAUCCAGCUGAUUAUUUUUCCAGCUUAAUAUAGAUUGACCCAUAUGAAAUUUCCAAUAAUGGACCAUAUUUUCUGCGAAUAGACAGUAUUUGCAUGGAUCACCUAUAUCUUCCCCCUGAUACACUGUGGGUCCCAACACCAGAUGUCAUUUCUCCAGAGCAGUGCUAAUGAACACAAAAGGUAUACCCUGGGUGGCCCAGCUCUUUUUAUGAACCUGCUGCCCUGCUCAUAGUGAUCCUUGCAUCACUUGGUGAAUGGGCCGUCUCCUGGGACAUGGAAGUUGCAGAGGUAGAUAGUGCACUGCAGCUUCUCUUAAGCCGGAUUGGCCAUCAGGCAUAUCACUUUGGAGUUUUUAGCUGCUGUCCUUUCCCGAUGAGCAGUCUGUAUUAGCUGACCUCAGCCUACUUGUUACGUGAUGUAUGGGUCCCAAAAGUGUCCUUUGUCAAAAAGCAGAAUGUGCCUUCUAGUCUCCCUUUCCCCAUCUAAUGGUGUAUUCGAUGGUGAAGAUGAGUACAGUUGACCACCCCUAUCUGUGGGUUCCACAUCCCUAUAUUCAACCAAGUACAGGUUGAAAAAUAUUUGGGGAAGAGGGGAAACCCACAAAGUUCCAAAAAGCAAAAGUUGAAUUUGCCACAUGCUGAAUACUACAUUGAAUUCACACAAAUAAAGUGAUGUGUAGGCAUUGAGUUAGGUAUUGUAAAUAAUCUAGAGAUGAUUUAAAGUAUACAAGAGAUGUGCAUAGGUUAUAUGCAAAUACUAUGCUAUUUUAUAUAAAAGACUUGAACAUCCAUGGAUUCUGGUAUUCUCAGAGGGUCCUUGAUUGCCCCCUUUGGUAAAGGACAACUAUUUCGUUACUGAUUUUCGUUUGGGGAAGAUCUGUCAAUCCCUUGAGGUGGGGGGGGGGGGGUUGGGGGGAUGGAGGGUACAGGGCAUUCUAGGAUGUGUGCCAGGGAGCACAGAUUAAAGGGAUGGGAUUGGGUCAGACCUGUGUUCUUACUCAGUGUCAGAAAUAACUGUAUGGAGCUCCUAGAGUAAGAAAUUUCCGGAAGCACCACAUAAUUACUGUUGGGCUCUUAGGGUAGCCCUUUUAGGAAAUUGAGCAUUCCCAUGUUUUACCAACAAUUAUUCUGCUGCUGUGUUUUAUUAUAUUGCCAGUGGUUUUGAGACACUCAUCAUGCUCUUAUUUAGUGAUUUCUUUUCAUGAGCAGAGCAACAGCUCAUCCAGCAUGGUUUCCAAAUGGAGAAAUUUGGGUCCUCUGUAGAAACCACACAAAUUCUCUAAUGGCCUACAGCUUUAUGGUUGGCAAACUAGUUGGCCCUAUAGGGUGGAAAUAAAGCUGUAAGAUGUUAAACUGACUUUGAUACUUCUCUUGAACGCUGAGCAAGGAAGCAAAAUAGUUCUUGUCUUUACUUAAGCUUCUAAGACAUUUUGGGGCAAAGGACCUUACAGAUGGCGUCUGUUGAAAGUAACAGCAACAUGCCAGGGAGAAACGUGGGGGAAAUCUCGUCAAAUCCUGCCACCUCAAAUGUGUUGUCCAGAAGUCAGUGUUAUUCAGGGGGCCCUGUGAAACUUGACCACCAGCUUGCGCCACCAACACUCAGCCUUUAUCCAGCCUGCUCUCAGCUUUUGUGUUUCUAUUAGAAGCUCAGAUAGGUAAGUAUUUUUAUUCAGUAGACUACCUUUCUUAUCUUUCCAGCUUAAUAUAGCUGCAUCUUCUUUCUCAAGGCCAAACUAAGAUAUUCCCUGUUAAAAUGUCCAUGAGCCUAGCAUUGAGUGUCUGGCAUCCAUCAAUUUCAUAGACUGGAAAAUGAUUGUUGUUUGGUACAGUAAAGAGGAGGAUGUGCAUCAGUUCCUACCGUUUGGAGCUUUGUUUUUAGCCUUCCCAUUUUAAAAAUAAAUUCAAGGACAUUGAGUUACAAGGCAGGAGGGCUGGAGCUACUGGGCAGCCUGAAUAUGACAAGCAUUUGUGUAGAAAGUCAUUGCUCCUUCUGCCACACUUUGGGCCAUCAGGAUCAUUCUUUCUCAGAAGUGCCAUAAACUUGCUCAAGAGUUUCUAUAAAUGGGAAGAGGGAGAGGAAGGAUUUUUGCAUCAGUCCUGAAGUUGCUAUCCAAAAGUUCUCUGUUUCACAAAUAAUUUUCUGAAUUCUGGAAUGCCUCUCCUACUCCCUUUCUGUAAUGUCAGAGUGAUGGAAACCACCAAGUGGCAUGCUAGGGAAAGCCUGCAGCAGUGUUGGAGUCUAUUUCACCCUAGCUCAUAGUUUUAAACUGUCUUCACUGUUGAGGUAGAGCUUGAUGAAUGUCAUGGAUUAUGAUGUGUGGUUUAUCAUAUUUGCCUGGAUUUGCUGAUCAAAAGCACCAUCUUCCCUCGCCUGCUGCUGGCAGCCUUUCCUUGCCUUGCUUGUUAGCAGAGCAUUCUGCUUACGCAUGUGGCUCCCAGAGUUAGCAGCCCCGGCUCUUGGAUUUCUUGAUUCUUCUCCCCUGUGAUCUCAGAGGUGCUGCAGAGCACAUUCCCCUUUAGAGCAAGUCAUGUUUCUAUUCAGGCCACAAAACCGGGAUGUACAUGCAGUGACUUUUGUGUUCCUUGUCUUGUUCAGGAGAACGGGUGGGACUGUUGUGUGCUGUCACCCUCUUCAUUCCAUGAGCACCUUGUUCACUUAGGGUCUGCUGCCUUUUUUUUUUCUUUUUCUUUUUCUUUUUUUUAGUUUUUGAGAUCGUGUCUCGCUCCUGUUGCGCAGGCUGGAGUGCAGCCUCCAAAGUAGCUGGGAUUAUAGGCGUGCACCACCACACCCGGCUAAUUUUUAUAUUUUUAGUAGAGACGGGGUUUCGCCAUGUUGGCCAGACUGGUCUCAAACCUCUGACCUCGUGAUGACCCCCCUCGGCCUCCCAAAGUGCUGGGAUGACAGGUGUGAGCCACCACACCCAGCCUCUGCUACCUUUUCAUAUUUCCCCAUCUGCUUUAUGGAUCAACUCUCAACAGUACACUUUUUCUUUUCUUUACCUACCCUAUGAGUGCAACCCAGAUGAAAGAGUUAAACCUCGUCAGAGAAUCAUUGCCUUAAACCUCUCAGAAAUAUGUAAUUAGGAAAUCUUAUUUUAAUUUUUUAAAAAUUGCUUGUAUAGUUUCAAAGAAUAAGAUCUGGCAAAUGGCCAGAUGUGGUGGCUCACACCUGUAAUCAAGCCAGCACUUUGGGAGGCUGAGGCAGGCAGAUCACCUGAGGUCAGGCGUUCAAGACCAGCCUGGCCAACACGAUGAAGUCCCGUCUCUACUAAAAAUACAAAAAAAAAAAAAAAAAAGCCAGGCAUGGUGGCACAUGCCUGUAAUCCCAGCUACUCAGGAGGCUGAGGCAGGAUAAUUGCUUGAACCCGGGAGGUGGAGGUUGCAGUGAGCCGAGAUCAUGCCACUGCACUCCAGCCUGGGCAACAGAGUGAGACUUUGUCUCAAAAAAAAAAAAAAAAAAAUGAUCUGGCGGAUGAAAAUAACCAGAAUGAAAAUAGCUAGAAAACUCAGCAAGCAGGAAGCUCCCUUUCUCACCCUUUUGCUCCCUUGCCGAUAGAAUCAGUCACUAUUAGAAAAAAUGAAAGACGCUCUGUUUAAAACAAUGAUGACAGCAGUACUUAAUAUGUAUUUCGAGGUGAACUUAUAUAGAUUGAGAGAGGCUGCAUUUGGCAGACUGAUGUGUAGGAAGACCCAUUUGUUUCUAGCUUCUCCCUGCAGGGAGAAUGCUUUCGUCAUUAUAGCCUCUUUACACAGACUGGCCAUUCUAGUGAAACAGGUGGUAAACCUUUGGGCUGCCCAGAAACAUUUUAUCUGUUUUCACUUACCUAGGAAGGGGUAAGAUUAGUGGGUCAUCCAAAAUCUGUAUGUAAGCUAUCUUCAUUUUCUUCCCCAACCUUCUCCUCCUGGGAAACACAAAUGCUAUCUCAUCUGACAAAAGGUUUUAGAGGAUAAAGCUGAAAAGAUUGGAUUGGGAUCUUUUUGUGGCUUGGGGCGGAGCCUUUUGCUAAAAUCUCAAGAAUGCUGCUUUGAGUUUAGCUAGGGUGGCUCUCAGAGCUGGGGUGCCUGGCAUUCUCAGCAUUUCUCAGGGGCCUCCCACCUCUGACAACUGCAGUGUUAGCUAAUACAUACCUUGAGCAUAGAACUGAAUGCUGUAAUUCAGAGCCAUUUUCUUUUUCAACUUGAACAUUGUACAAUUUUACUGCAAUUUCCUUUGAACUUUCUUGCCACUGUUUGGAAUCUUAAAAAUUCAUUAGCCUUCUCCUUUCUGACAUAAAGUUACUCUUCAUCAGAGAUGAGUUCCUAUGUAUGUCCUUUGUUCCUUCAAUAGCUAAUUAAUGUGCUUGAGGAUACUUCCGUGGAAAAAAAGGUUUAAAUAUGCAAAUUACUAAUAAACGUGUAACCUUAUGUAACUUGUGUUACAUCAAGUAACAAGCUAAUCUAGUUUGUUUCACUGGACUAGGCUUGUGCUCCCUACUUCAGUAUUUUGAUGCUUUCCUUGAUCUUUGUUUCACAAAAUGUUGUGAAUUUUGGUAUCAUUCAAAACAAAUGACAUUUAUUAGGUUUCAUUUUGAAACGAUGUACAGACAAGUCCCCAACUUAGAAACCGGUUUGUUCUUAAGGUUCUUGCGUCAGCCCAUAGAAGCCCACUGACCUCCACCACAGCCCAAAUGGAGGGCUGUGAUAGCCAGAUCUCGUUGGCUUUUGUGGGCUGACCCAGACAUUUAAUCACCAUCUCUUAUGUUGUUGCUGUGAGAAAUGCAUUCCAGGUUGGGACUUGGGAUCCUGAGAGCACAUUCGCCCCCUGUGGUGGCCGCUUGCCACCUUGCAAGAUGGAAGCCCAGUCUCCUUACUACCAAACUGUAGUUGUAAGCAGAGGGAGGGGUGAGAUGUUUAUAGGACAUUCCCUAAGCUGGGGAGUGAUUUUUAUCAAUAUUCAUGUCAACUGUACUUUGGUAUAGACUCCCUAUCAAUUUAAUAAUAUGAAAAGCCUAAAAUAAAACUAUGCAUGCAAUUCUAUGUGCUAUUUUAUAUCAGUAAAUAAGCUUAUGCUUGCCAGUUGUAUACACAGUUAUGAGGUGUAUAGAACUGACUUUGACAGUAUUUUUUGCACUGUUUCCUAUCCGUUUUUAUAAAGUCUUAUUUAGAUAUUGGACCUUGUUGAUGUUCUCACUGCCCUUGUGCUUGCUAUAAAAUGUUUCAUAUGUGCCUUUACAAAUGUGAGAUCUUUAUUCUAACCUUUUUUUGUAAAAGAUAUCUAUUGAUUUCCAUAUGCAAUAAACCUUUUUUUCAGAGAAAA
Messenger RNA from Gorilla gorilla gorilla (western lowland gorilla), 13570 nucleotides. RefSeq names its product protein tyrosine phosphatase non-receptor type 14 (gene PTPN14). Gene Ontology annotation, cellular component: cytoskeleton; cytoplasm. The coding region runs from base 793 to 4356 and encodes 1187 amino acids. The record is from RefSeq and is a predicted model, not a curated record. NCBI's taxonomy places the organism in Eukaryota, Metazoa, Chordata, Mammalia, Primates, Hominidae. Gene Ontology annotation, molecular function: protein tyrosine phosphatase activity. Gene Ontology annotation, biological process: protein dephosphorylation; lymphangiogenesis. The transcript is spliced from 19 exons.